UCAGGGCAAAUUCGUGAUGUGACGUCGUCGCGGAAACGGCAAAACGUAAUCCAGCGUCUUUUAGCGACAAAUCAAGGAGCCAAUAGCAGUAAUCACUGAAAAAUAGUCGGCAAUACUGCACGGUGUCAACGUGCUUUUCAUGGUAGGAUCGCGUAGUAAACAGGCAGAGGUGCGAGUGGAGCUCAUUACUACUGAAGAAUUAUAUGCACAUUUCACAAGAAAUCGCUGUUCGUUGAAUGAAGCUUUACCGACUAGAAAAUAAUAUGCAUACAUUUAGAUGAUUAUGCUGCUGGUUUGCAAAUCUAGGACAACGUGAUCUCGAGGAACAAUAAAUCAGCUUUUUUUAUCCAUGGUGUUUGCAAGUUGUAAAGAGAUGGAUGGUAUCGGGAACACAAUGCAGAAGAAGGCUGCGGAGCUCGAGCGCAUGGCCGAGGUUCUGGUCACCGGAGAGCAGCUGAGGCUGCGUCUCCAUGAAGGGAAGGUGGUUAAGGACCGCAGGCAUCACCUGAGGACGUAUCCCAACUGCUUUGUGGCCAAGGAGCUGAUCGACUGGCUGCUGGAGCACAAGGAGGCGUCAGACAGAGACACAGCCAUCAAGAUCAUGCAGAAACUCCUGGAUCAAAGCAUCAUCCAUCACGUUUGUGACGAGCACAAGGAGUUCAAAGACAUGAAGCUGUUCUAUCGCUUCAGGAAAGAUGACGGGACGUUUCCGCUGGACAACGAAGCCAAGGUCUUCAUGAGGGGACAACGGAUAUAUGAAAAGUAGGUUUUCUUUCAAGUGAUAAUAUAUUAGUUUAU
This is a messenger RNA of Salmo salar (Atlantic salmon), 798 nucleotides long. The record is from RefSeq and is a predicted model, not a curated record. Lineage: Eukaryota; Metazoa; Chordata; Actinopteri; Salmoniformes; Salmonidae.